AUGAACGGGGACAGGCCUACGGCUAAUGGAGAGCCUUUGUCAAAUGGCAUUCAACAAGACGCUGCAACAACCACCCCGAGUGCGGGACAAAUAAAGCAAGAGGGAGAGGCUGCGGGUUUGUCUGCUUCUGGCGGUGAAGGAUCAUCCCACGCCAAUGGAGACAUCAACGCCAGCCAACUACCUGAGGGCGAUAUUGGACCUAAUGUUGCAAACGGGGUGGAGCAGGCGCCGUCGGAGAUCCUUCACCUCAUCCCCAAGGACAAUUAUCUGCCCAUAGCUGCUCUGAUAACUCGAGCUUCACAGUCGUGCUGGAAUGGUUUGUCCGAUCUUGUGGAAGAGCUUGCUUCGAUACAGGUGCCUGAACAAUCAGCAGAACAUACGAAGCUCCUGCCCAACAAUCUACCCAACAACCAAACCAGGGCAAAUCUGGACAAGAAAGAGCGUUUGCUCCAGUUUGCGAAUUACCAAAAGGCCGAUUUUGUCAAAUUGCUAGUGCUCCUUCAAUGGAGCAAGAGCGUGGACGAUGUCAGCAAGACCAUCUCAAUCAAUUUUUGGCUUAUGAAACGCCGUCAAGCCUAUUGGGAUGCCAUCGCAUCACUCGCUACUCUCAAACAAGAAUCCGCCGGCUUUCAGAUUCCCAAUCCCGAUCUGAAGGGAGGUGCAGAGGUUUUGGCAACUGGCCGGAUGCGCAAGUUCUCUACCCUGGACUACAUUCCGCAGAAAGAUCUAUCUGACAAGCAGAUACUCCAGUUGCUGAGGACUUUGAACCGCUCUCUCAGCGUGAAACUGACACUUGCGGAUGAUCUGCCCCCUCAACUUCGGAGAUAUCGGAUACACGAUGGGCGGGUCACAUUCAUUGUCCCCCACGAAUUCGAGGUCGAUCUUUCCAUUCUGGAUGACAGUCCGGAUGCUCAGUUUCGCAUGGUCGAUUUUCGCUUCUGCUUUUCGCCAUUACCGCACAUCCCAGAUAAUCUACGAUCCGAGAUUGAACUGUGUGCAAAUACAAACAUUGACCGCGACGGAUUGCAAGGCUGUUAUCUCUUCUUGCAUGAGCUGGCCCUCUCUUACAAGUUGGCCGAAUUCCACAGGCAGGCGCUCGAGUUAGCAAGGGGCCAGUGGGUGGGAAAUAUUCGUGUCGAAAUGAUUCGGCGAAAUCUCAUCAUACAAUACUGGCCAGAGAGGCAGAUCGGUAAAAGCUGGAUUGAAAUUGGAAUCGCCAGUGGAACAGCGAAGAAAGAUGGCCGGAGUCAGGACUUAGUUCCUUUCCUCGAGAUCAAAUGCAUGCGCCAGGGCAAGAGGGUGGACUCGCCACAGGUGCAUCUAGAUGAGUCCCGCUUGUCUCUUGAAGAGAUACUUCAUCAGGUCAUUGCGCAGCAUUCCACGCAAAUCUUGGACUCCAUCUAUGACAAAUUGGCUCUCACGCCACUAUUCGCAAAAGCCGAACUGUCCUUGGAUCAGAACAUCUCGCAUCAAAACCCUGAGGAGUGCUCCUUGACCAUGCAAUUAUCCCGACCUUCUCGCAUUCAGAUCAAGAUCGAACCCGUCACCGGGCUGCUGUUGAUCAGUCCAGUCAGUGAAAGGAGUGAGCGUUUGCAAUACGAAAUCAAUCGCAUACAUGGCGUCGCGGAAGAGAUCGUGUCAAAACUGCUCAACUUUAGAUGCAGUAUCAGAGAAGCUUCGGUCUUUGCAGGCACGACAGGUACCAGCUGGGAAGCCUUGCGGGCAUUCAAGUUCAAUCAGGCGGAAAUCAAAGCGCUGUUUGGAGACCCCGUUGUUCGGAUUAACUUGUUCCGACAAGCUCCAUGGGGAUUGGGAUAUUCUCUAGCAGUCACCCACAGUCAACAUGGCGAUCAUUGGUGGCUGUUACAGCAACUACGGCCGUCGGGGCCUCAUCUACAGCCACGGUUUCAGGUCAUCCGAAGCCAACGGAUCGAGAUCAGUGAGGAACUAUCAGCUGCAUAUUUUGAGCGACUUGCGGAGUAUGCGACUGGGCUGAUCUGCCUUCGACGCAAUGCGGACUAUCUGGAGGAAAGAAAGGAAAAGGUCAGCCUAGCGCCAUUCCCUGCUUUUGGACGAAAAUACGAAUUGCCCGAGUUGUCGUUCGACUUGGAUCUGUCCAGACCGGCCUUAAGGUCUCCGUCGGGUUCUACAACUCAGACAGUGCCUGCGAAGAUGUCGAAAACUUCCUGGACCUCUCCAGAUAUCCUAAAGAGCGUGAAAUUCCGGUUUGGUGGACUAGAUCGAGCGACGAAUAGUAUCACGGCAAUUGGCCAGCUUCAGAACCGAGCAAGCUCUGCCGCACUGAAACACAUUGAUGCCUCGAUUCUGGAACCGGAUGUUACCAUGAGCUCCGAAGAUGGCAGUGUCACCAUUCGAGUCAAAACUUCCAUCACCGAGCCUGCCAUUCCAGAGAUUGUGGCCAAGGCGAUGGACCUUGAAAAGAUUGUGUCGACCGUUGAACAAAUCCACCAUCUGCCAGGGUUGCAGUUGAAGAACCUUUCAAAUUCUGCCUUUACAAUCACCUACCAUACGGAGCCACCAAAAGAAUACAGCUUGGGCAUGACUUUCACGAGAGGCAGUGAAGUUCCCCGACUGGAGUUCCUGCCACUUUGCGACAACCCACAUACUCUUCUAAGUGCACAAUAUUCUAAACACUUCGAGGCGGGGCGUGCUCCUUUUGCGACUCAAGUGCGCGAUUUCUUGACUUCAUUGAAAGUGACGCUGCCACUACUGACUUUUCUGCGCGAUAUUCAAGGGAGUCAUGGACUUGAUAUCAAAGAUUCCCAAGUGCCCUCGUCGGACGGCCAGCGAAGUGCGAUGCGGGUGCAUAUCCUUCCGAGGACCACAACGGCCUUUGCAAUCCAGUAUUUUACAGCAGCAGCCGAUGUUCCUCGUGAUGUAGGACCAGGAUCACACCCACAUUUGCUCGCUCGACUGGAGAUAUUGCCACAUCUCACUGUGUCGGAAAAGCCCAUGUGGCUGGUGCGGGCCGCUCUUGAGGAUUUCCAAUCGUAUUCGAAACCGUCAUAUUCCAGUCCAGCGCUGCGGAACAAGCUGAGGGAGGAAGUAUUCGCUCGUGCAGAUAAUGGAGGCAAGUGGCUGGCGCUCGACACGGCUGCGGUCUGCCCGGCUGACCAGCCCGAGACAAUGCUUCGAGCAAUCCACGAUCUUCUCUCUAAGUGGGUCACGGAGGGAACGGCCUCCACCUCCAAAGGAGACAAGCAGAUCAAGGGGACGACGACCAGCAAGCAGGCAGGACGACAAGACAACAAUGCCAGCAACCUGAAUCAGCAGCGCAGCAGUAAUGGCAACGACAAUGGCAACAGUAAUGUCAAGCCCGUCGCGAAAGCUCCAGGUCCCGCCAAGAUGCAGGCCCACGGGGCCAAUGCGUCGCCCAACGGAGGCAUCAAGACUCAGUGGCCGCCUCCUAACGCGAGCAUGAACAUGGGAGGAAGAAUGGCAGCGGCUGGGAAAGGCAAUGCCAAUGCCAAUGCCAAUGCCAGGAGGAACAAUGAAGUCAUUACGCUGGACUGA
Molecule: messenger RNA, 3534 nt
Organism: Capronia epimyces CBS 606.96
Lineage: Eukaryota; Fungi; Ascomycota; Eurotiomycetes; Chaetothyriales; Herpotrichiellaceae
Exons: 1
Coding region: 1-3534 (1177 amino acids)
Biological process (GO): regulation of transcription by RNA polymerase II
Cellular component (GO): mediator complex; core mediator complex
Molecular function (GO): transcription coregulator activity
Source: RefSeq, a predicted model, not a curated record